Pyrenophora tritici-repentis Pt-1C-BFP is the source of this 1233-nucleotide messenger RNA. Its product is annotated as Exo-beta-1,3-glucanase. Gene Ontology annotation, molecular function: glucan endo-1,3-beta-D-glucosidase activity. Gene Ontology annotation, biological process: cell wall organization. Gene Ontology annotation, cellular component: extracellular region; fungal-type cell wall; cell surface. Lineage: Eukaryota; Fungi; Ascomycota; Dothideomycetes; Pleosporales; Pleosporaceae. The record is from RefSeq and is a predicted model, not a curated record.
AUGCGUUUCUCUACUGCACUUGCCUUCGCGGCAGCUGCUAUCGGCAGCGCGCUUGCGCAAGACCCCAUCAUGGGCUUCAACAGCGGCUCCACCGAUGACAAGGGCAAUGCGAAGACCCAGGACGACUUCGAGAAGGAGUUCCGCACGGCGAAGGGCCUCCAGGGCGCGCCGGGCAACUUCACCACCAUCCGCCUUUACACCAACAUUCAGCAGGGAUCCGACAAUGAGCCCAUUGCUGCCUUCCCGGCUGCCAUCGCCACCAACACGAAGCUUCUGCUUGGUAUCUGGGCCUCGGGAACCAACAACAUCGACGGUGAGCUCAAGGCAUUGAGCGCUGCAGUCAAGCAGUACGGCACCAAGCUCACAGAUCUCAUUGUCGGUUGCUCGGUCGGUAGCGAGGAUUUGUACCGCAACUCGGUAGACGGUGUCAAGGCCAAGGCUGGUGUUGGUAACAGCGCCGAGUUGAUUGUAAAGUUCAUCAAGGACACUCGCCAGGCUCUCGCAAACACACCUCUCAAGGACGUCAAGAUCACCCACGUCGACACCUGGACUGCUUGGGUCAACUCUUCCAACAAGGCCGUCAUUGACGAACUCGACUUCCUUUCCGUAAACGCAUUCCCCUUUUACGAGGAGGAGCACGACAACACCAUCGACAACGCAGGCAAGCUUCUGAGCAGCGCCAUCAGCGCAGUCGAGGGCGUAGCAGGAGGCAAGGACGUCUGGCUCACCGAGACUGGCUGGGCAUACAGCGGCCCUGAUUUCGGCAAGGCCAAGUCGACCGUCGACAACGCUGCCAAGUACUGGACCGACGUCGGCUGCUCGCUCUUCGGCAAGAGGAACACCUUCUGGUACACUCUGCGCGACGCCAACCCAGCCAACAAGGUCAAGUUCGCCAUCACUGACAACCUGAGCACCACUCCUCGCUUCAACCUCUCUUGCCCUGCCAAGAAAGACCUGCCUAACCCGGAGACCAUCACCAACGGCAACAUCACCAGCGCUAGGAACACUACCUCCAACGGCGGUAGCAACUCCACUGGCGGUAGCAGCAGCAGCGGCGGAAACGGCGGCAGCCCUGCCAACGGCGGUCCUACACCAACCGGAACCAUGCCUCCCCAGUCCACCGGUGCGGGAGCCGUCAACUCGGUCUCCGUGUCCAUGCUCCUUUCCGUCAUCUUUGCCGCCGCCGCCUGGGCCUUUCCGUUCUAUCUCCCAUCUCGCCGCCUAUCAACCUAA